Molecule: messenger RNA, 2106 nt
Organism: Dovyalis caffra
Lineage: Eukaryota; Viridiplantae; Streptophyta; Magnoliopsida; Malpighiales; Salicaceae
Source: the annotation of a GenBank genome assembly
AUGGCGCAGUUUAGGCAUUACUCUAACGGUACGUCGGAUCACGUAUCCAUCGGGAUUCGUGCAUCGUCGUCGUCCUCGUCUAGUUCGCAGCAGCAGAAGUCGGGUCGGAUUAGAAGAUUAGGUUACCGAUCCGACAAGAAUAGUCGGGGCGGGUUAUCAUUGAUCGGUGCGGUCAUUUUGUUUUUGUGCCUUGUCCUUGUUGUUACUGUUUUAGCUUACUAUUUCCUCUCCGCCGAUAAUAGCAAUAAUAACAAAGAUGUAAAUGAUAAUCGUGUUGAGGAUGAUGAGAUGAAAAAUGAUGAUUUUCUUGCAAAUGUUACACGUACUGAUACUAUUAAAGUUCUUGGGUUUGGGCAAGGUUCGUUGGGACAUGGACGGGAUUCUAGGUAUUGGGAUAGGGAUGAUAGGAGAAGGGAUGAAGAUUACAAUGAGGAUGAUGUUGAGCAUGAUAGCAACGUUUUUGGGGAUAGUGAAUCUAGUGAGAAGGGUCAUAACUUGGUGACAGUGAAGAAUGACAAGGAGAAGGCACAAAGAGGUGAAGAUAGAAAGGGAGUUGGGUUGUAUAAUGAAGAUGGGCGCAAAGAGUUGAAGAUGUAUGAAAAAGAGUACGAGGCUUCUUUGAAGAACACGGGAAAAUUGAGAAAAGAAAAUGAGAUAAAAAGUCCGUUACUGGAUGAUGAGGAUAAUAGGGAUCAGAAUGGAGCGGCUGAUAGUGAGAAUGAGUAUGAUGAUGGUAUAGAUUCUCAUGAUCUUCGUAUGGAGGAAUAUGAUGGUGAUUCUGAACAUGACAAGGAGCACCACUCCAGUGAAACAACAGUUCACGUUGAAGAUAAUAGGGAGUCUUCUAAUUUCCUUGAUGCUGAGACCAAGGAUCAAAAUAUUGCCAAGGAUCAAAAUAUUGCCAAGGACAAUCAGGAAGAUUCAAUGAGUUUGCUAGAGAAGGUUUCUUUGAAUUCUCAAAAUUCAGAUGAUGGUGACACUGAUUCUCACCAUGUCCAUAACAUUGGUGGACAUUCUACAAAUAAAUCCCGAUUAGAUCCAAAGAAAAAAAAGCGCCGCAAAUUUUCUGGUCCUGAAGGAUCUUCAAGUACAGGGUUUGAUUUGGCAGAAGAUGAUGAAAGUUAUAUAAGUAGAUGCCAUAUUGCUGUGAUCUCUUGCAUCUUUGGGAAUUCAGAUCGCUUAAGGAGAAAUCGGCCCAAUUUACAGAAGGGAAAACCUAAAUUUUCCACAUGUUAUUCUGUUUCUCAUUUGGAGUUUCCUGAUAUGUUGAAGCUUUGUUAUGAUGCAUUGGUCACUCGUUUAUCAAGGAAAAAUGUCUGCUUUGUAAUGUUCAUGGAUGAAGUUACAGUGCAAACACUGACUUCAGAAGGCCAUAUUCCAGAUACAGCAGGUUUUGUAGGUUUAUGGAAGAUUGUGGUGGUGAAGAAUCUACCGUAUGAUGACAUGCGGAGAGUGGGUAAAGUGCCAAAGUUGUUGCCACAUAGGCUUUUCCCUUCUGCAAGGGUUCCUACACUGGUACCAGCAGCAGCAUGGAAUGUUAUGGUAUAUUUUGCAUGUGGAAUGGUUCCCAUGACAAAAACUGUCCUGGAUGCUCAUAGGUAUUCAAUUUGGUUGGAUAGCAAAUUACGUCUUCAAGUGGAUCCUCUUCUAGUUCUUGAGUACUUUUUGUGGAGAAAAGGUCAUGAAUAUGCCAUUUCUAAUCACUAUGAUCGCCAUUGCGUAUGGGAAGAGGUUGCUCAAAAUAAGAGACUGAACAAGUAUAAUCACACUGUCAUAGACCAGCAAUUUGCCUUUUACCAGGCCGAUGGGCUGAAAAGAUUCAAUGUCAAGGAUCCGAACAAGCUUCUUCCCAGCAAUGUACCUGAAGGGUCUUUAAUUGUGAGGGCGCACACUCCUAUGUCAAACCUAUUCUCCUGUCUCUGGUUCAAUGAGGUUGAUCGGUUUACUCCACGUGAUCAACUUAGUUUUGCUUUUACAUACCAGAAAUUGAGAAUGAUGAAUCCUGGCAAACCAUUUUAUCUUAAUAUGUUCAAGGAUUGCGAGAGAAGGGCCGUAGCGAAGUUAUUUCGUCACAGGUCAGAGGAGAAGCGAAGUACUCUUCAUUAA